This is a messenger RNA of Haliotis rufescens (red abalone), 1451 nucleotides long. Its product is annotated as galactoside alpha-(1,2)-fucosyltransferase 1-like. The transcript has 2 exons. Gene Ontology annotation, biological process: carbohydrate metabolic process. Gene Ontology annotation, molecular function: galactoside 2-alpha-L-fucosyltransferase activity. The record is from RefSeq and is a predicted model, not a curated record. Gene Ontology annotation, cellular component: membrane. Lineage: Eukaryota; Metazoa; Mollusca; Gastropoda; Lepetellida; Haliotidae. Bases 215 to 1258 code for a protein of 347 amino acids.
GCGAAGGGAUCGUUCUUCAACACGAAACUUUGAAGGAUACGUACCGCAUUUGGAAUGGCCGUUUCAGUUGUGUCGGAUUCCAAUCCGCAGUGCCUUGUCAGCUCUGGGACAAUGGACGAACCUGUUAUAUAUUCGGAGUAAAUUGGAAAUAUUCCCUACAAUGACAGGAACGUAUGGAGUUAUGUAAUUGACAAUCCUAUUACAGUUUUAAACAAUGAAGCGCUUAAAUACCAAUAUCAGGAGAUGUUGGGCAGGAGUUGCAACUGUAAUUGUAGUGCUUGUUACAUCAUCCUUUAUGUAUUACACGUCACAUGGUUAUUUGACUGGGUUAUCACAUGUUGCAACUAAGUAUGACAUCUAUAAGAAGGCCUCGAUCAUCAAUGCACAUGCUGCACCUGCGACAUCUCUAUCUAUGGCUGAUGAACAAGUGUUUUCCAAAUGGCGACUGAAGAGUCCCCUGGAAGAUCUUGUUACAAUCCCCGAAAGGGGGCGAUUUGGUAACGCUAUGUUUCAGUAUGCAUCGCUGCUUGGGAUUGCCUUCCGCAACGGUAAGCGACCAGUCAUAUCCAGCACAACGUCCCUCAUUAAACUGUUUAAUAUCUCCUUCACUGACGACGUUGACACACAAAGGUGGACAUCCGUCCGAGAGAAACGAUACGCCAGCUACGACGACCAGUUGGAAGACCUUCCAAAGGGAAACGUGAAAAUACUCAGUUUUUUGCAGUCAUGGAAAUAUUUCGAGCCAAUCAAAUCUCAGAUUCAAAGGGAAUUUAAACCAAAAGGCACAUAUGCUAGAAUUGCUGCGAACUCGUUCAAACAAUACACUUCUCCAUUUCCCAAUCGAACUGUCAUAGCUUUACAUGUCCGAAGGACAGACAUAAACCAAGAAUGGUAUCGAAAGCGAGGCUAUACAACGGCUCCUCUGUCCUACAUAAGGAAGGCUGUUGCUCACAUGAAACUAAAGUUCAUCAAUCCUCUGUUUCUUAUUGCUACAGAUGACGUUGACUGGUGUUAUAAGCACCUAACUGCCCCAGACAUUGUGAUAAUGCACAACAUGAAUGAGUACGUAGACUUUGCUGCUAUGACGAUGUGUGAUCACAUGAUUAUGACGGUGGGAACCUUUGGUUGGUGGGCAGCCUGGCUCAUUGAUGGCUAUACUGUGUAUUACAAUGGCUACCCGUUAACUGGUACGGCCAUAAGCAUAGGGUUUGAGAAAGGUGAUUUUUACAUGCCUAAAUGGGUUCCUAUGGGUAAUUAAUAAUCGUUAACUUCGUUAAAACUAUUUGUUGAAUAAAGACGAGAUAAUAUGGGCAUUGUUUUCAAAUAUAGUGGGAAUUAUAUAUAACAAUCCUUUCGAUUAUUUUUGUUGUCUAAGCGAUCUUUGCCGGAAGUGGUGUAAAAAACCAUCCUCAAUCUAAUUUUGGUUUUCUGAAUUUUCUAAAUAAAUAAAC